AGAAUUGGAGUUUGAUUUUAAUAAUCCGUAUAAUAAAUAUAUCCCGUGUUGAUCAUUUAGAUUUAUUUCUAUUGUAACACUGACAUAUAUUAAUAUUUAAGUUUUUCAAUUUAUUCGUAGUUCAUUAAAGAAUAUUUCUUAACAAGAUUGUUUUCAGAUAGAAGAAAGAAGAAAGAAAAUGGGUGGUAGCAGUGAGAAGAACAAAAACGCAGAGCUGAUCUUGAUUCCCUCGCCAGGAAUUGGGCACUUGACUUCAUCUCUAGAAUUUGCACAGCUUCUAAUCAACCGUGACAACCGUCUUUCCGUCACAAUCCUCUGCAUCAAGUUCCCUUUCACACCCUUUGCAGACUCUUACAUCAGAACAGCUUUAGCCUCACAACCCAAAAUCAAACUCAUUGAUCUCCCUCUAGUGGAGCCACCACCACGGGAGCUAGCUCUCAACUCCCCUGAACACUACAUAUGGACCUUCAUGGAAAGCCUCAAACCCCACGUCAGAGCCAUCAUGCAAAACAUUUUAUCACACCCAGUUGUUGGUUUAGUCCUUGAUAUCUUUACUAUGUCUAUGGUUGAUGUGGGAGAUGAACUUGGCAUACCCUCUUACAUGUUCAUGACUUCAAAUGUUGCAUUCACAGCUUUCAUGCUUUUCCUCCUCAGCCGUCGGAUGGAGGAUGUGUUCAGUGAUUCUGAUCCUGACUUGUCGAUUCCCGGGUUCCCGGAUCCGGUUCCUCCGAGUGUUCUGCCUGAUGCUGCUUUCAACAAAGACGGUGGAUACGCCACGUAUUACAAGCUUGCUAAGAGGUUCAUGGAUACCAAAGGGAUCAUUGUCAACUCUUUUUCAGAGCUGGAGCAGUAUGCUAUUGAUGCAUUGUCUGAAGAAGGUCAAAGUCGAACCCCUCCUGUCUACGCUGUUGGCCCUUUGAUUGAUCUCAAGGGUCAGCCUAACCCUAAUUUGGAUCAAGCUCAGCAUGACAAAGUGUUGAAAUGGCUGGAUGAGCAGCCAGGUUCUUCUGUUGUUUUUCUUUGUUUUGGGAGCAUGGGAGGGUUUGGUCCUUCUCAAACAAGGGAAAUAGCACUAGCACUUCAGGGUAGUGGGGUAAGGUUCUUGUGGGCUAUGCGUUCUCCCCCAACCUCAGACAAUGCAGACAGAACCUUACCAGAAGGUUUCUUGGAAUGGAUGGAGGAAGGUAAAGGAAUGGUAUGUGGAUGGGCACCCCAAGUGGAGGUUUUGGCACACAAAGCCAUUGGGGGGUUUGUGUCUCAUUGUGGAUGGAACUCUAUUUUGGAAAGCUUGUGGUUUGGGGUACCAAUAUUGACAUGGCCUAUCUAUGCAGAACAACAGCUGAAUGCUUUUUGGAUGGUGAGGGGAUACGAAUUGGCAGUGGAGCUUAAAGUGGAUUAUAGAAGGGGUAGUGAUCUUGUGAUGGCAGAGGAGAUAGAGAAAGGCUUGAAACAAUUGAUGGAUGGAGAUAAUGUGGUGCACAAGAAUGUGAAGGAGAUGAAAGAGAAGGCUAGGAAUGCUGUCCUUACUGGUGGGUCUUCUUACAUUGCUGUUGGGAAACUAAUUGAUAAUAUGUUGGGAAGCAACUGAUAACAUAGUUGUUGUGUUUUAUUAGAUGGAGUUGCUCCUUUCCUGUUAGAUGAAUAAUCAAAUGGUUGCAGUUUGUGUAUGACGAAUUUGCUUGAGCAAUUAUGAAUAUUCUUCUGUUCUGCGUUUUC
Messenger RNA from Glycine soja, 1716 nucleotides. Its product is annotated as UDP-glycosyltransferase 71K1-like. Gene Ontology annotation, molecular function: UDP-glycosyltransferase activity. Bases 179 to 1588 code for a protein of 469 amino acids. The record is from RefSeq and is a predicted model, not a curated record. The transcript has a single exon. NCBI's taxonomy places the organism in Eukaryota, Viridiplantae, Streptophyta, Magnoliopsida, Fabales, Fabaceae.